GAGCGCGCACGUCGGCGCGCGCAGGCCGGCGCAGUAGAAAGGGGAGGGUCAGCUCAUCGCACCCUGGCCCGGCCUCUUUUCGACCUGGCCUAGCAUCCGCUUCCGGUUCUCAGUCUGAAUUGGCGGUGAGCGGAGCCUGAGGUCGCUGGGGACUGCCCACUGGGCCUUGCCGGAGAUGGACAGCCGGAUUCCUUACGAUGACUACCCGGUGGUUUUUCUGCCUGCCUAUGAGAAUCCUCCAGCAUGGAUUCCUCCUCAUGAGAGGGUACACCACCCAGACUACAACAAUGAGUUGACCCAGUUUCUGCCCCGAACCAUCACACUGAAGAAGCCUCCUGGAGCUCAGUUGGGAUUUAACAUCCGAGGAGGAAAGGCCUCCCAGCUAGGCAUCUUCAUCUCCAAGGUGAUUCCUGACUCUGAUGCACAUAGAGCAGGACUUCAGGAAGGGGACCAAGUUUUAGCUGUGAAUGAUGUGGAUUUCCAAGAUAUUGAGCACAGCAAGGUGAGCACAGCACUUGGGCUGUGGUACUGCAAGAAACCAUCUCAAAUAGGACAGAUUGGACAGGAGUAGCCUCGUCUGUAACUU
Molecule: messenger RNA, 586 nt
Organism: Cebus imitator (Panamanian white-faced capuchin)
Lineage: Eukaryota; Metazoa; Chordata; Mammalia; Primates; Cebidae
Gene: PDZD11
Product: PDZ domain containing 11
Exons: 5
Coding region: 176-571 (131 amino acids)
Biological process (GO): neurotransmitter secretion; protein localization to basolateral plasma membrane; maintenance of epithelial cell apical/basal polarity
Cellular component (GO): basolateral plasma membrane; synapse; cell-cell junction
Molecular function (GO): protein binding
Source: RefSeq, a predicted model, not a curated record